CUCACUCCUUCUGAGUCCUCUUUUUACUCAUUCACGUCUCUCUCCCUAUGAAUUGUUAGGACUACUCGAUUUUGUUCCCAGUCUUUUCAAUUUACUCAGACAUUCUCUCACUCUCUUCAUUGUUGAAGAAAAAUGUCAGGACGUGGUCGCGGACGUGGUGGUGGUGGUGGUCGUGGACGUGGUCGUGGAGGACGUGGUGGCGGACGAGGCGACUAUGACCAAUCGAUGCCGUCGCCAUCUUCCGGUCGUGGCAGCGGACGUGGUCGCGGUGGUGACUAUCCGGCACCCCCACCACCGUCGUCAACUCAGUUUCCAUCGCUAUCAGCUCCGGCUCCCGCUCCCGCUCCCGCUCCGGCUUCGUCUUCUUCAUCGGCUUCUCUGAGCCGCGACAUGCAGCAGAAACUGACGAUUCAAUCUGCGGCUCCUGCCCAGCCGGCGGUUUCCGUACAAACGCCGCCGGUGAUCCAAAUGCCUCAGCAGUCCGUACAAGCUCCGGCGCAGCCAGUUCAGGAACCGGUGCAGCCACCUCCGUUAUCGUCGAAGGCGGAGCGGCCUCCGACGAGGCCGGGGUACGGUACUGUCGGCCGAAAAUGCAUUGUUAGGGCGAAUCACUUUCUGGUGCAAGUCGCCGAGAGAGAUCUCCAUCACUACGACGUGUCCAUUAAUCCGGAGGUUACUUCGAAGAAAGUAUGCAGGGAUAUAAUUAGCACACUUGUUGACUUAUAUCGUGAGUCCCAUUUGGGCAGGCGUCGGUUAGCAUAUGAUGGAAGGAAGAGUGCCUACACAGCUGGGCCUUUGCCUUUUAAUUCAAAGGACUUCGUUGUCAAGCUAGAAGACCAAGAUGGUGGAGCAAGCAGGAGGGAGCGAGAAUUUAGGGUCUCAAUAAAAUUUGCAGCCAAAGCUGACUUCCAUCAUCUGCAACAGUUCUUGCAGAGUAGACAACUUGAUGCCCCACAGGAAACUAUACAAGUUCUUGAUGUUGUGCUGAGGGCGACACCUUCAAUCAAUUAUACAGUUGUGGGAAGGUCAUUCUUUUCUCCAAGCAUGGGCGCAGGUGAUCUUGCAGACGGGUUGCAGUAUUGGAAAGGAUUCUAUCAAAGCCUCCGCCCCACCCAGAUGGGCCUAUCUCUCAAUAUUGAUAUGUCAGCCAGAGGAUUCUAUGACCCAAUUCUAGUUUCUAAGUUUGUGGCAAAGUAUUUCAAUAUUAAUGAUCUGACAAGGCCUCUUUCUGAUCAAGAUCGAAUUAAGGUCAAAAGAGCUCUUAAAGGUGUCAGGGUUGAACUUAGUCACAGGGAGUAUGUGAAGCGCUAUAAAAUUUCAGGCGUGUCAACCCAACCAACGAGCCAAUUAAUGUUUCCUCUGGAUGACACUGGAGCAAAGGUGUCUGUUGUUCAGUACUUUCGGGAGAAAUACAACAUCAUACUUAAGUAUGCAUUCUUGCCUGCACUUCUGGCCGGAAGUGAUGCCAAACCUGUUUAUUUGCCCAUGGAGAUUUGCAAGAUUGUUGAGGGGCAAAGGUAUACCAAAAAGUUAAAUGAGAAGCAGGUGACUGCCCUGUUGAGGGCGACCUGUCAACGUCCUGGUGAAAGAGAGAGGAGUAUCAGGCAGGUAGUUGGCUACAACAAUUACAACAAUGAUAAGCUUGUCAAUGAAGAAUUUGGGAUUCAAGUGAGGCCGGACCUUACUUCUGUUGAUGCACGAGUUCUCCCACCUCCAACACUCAAGUAUCAUGAUACCGGGAGAGAGGCACGGGUUGAUCCAAGGGUGGGCCAAUGGAACAUGAUUGACAAGAAAAUGGUAAAUGGUGGUAGGGUGGAGUUCUGGACUUGUAUCAGCUUUUCACGGGCUAGAAUGAAUUUGGAUCAGUUCUGCCAUGACCUUGUUUCGAUGUGUUGUAGUAAAGGGAUGGUUUUCAACGACCCUUUUCUUCCCAUUGAUUUGGCCCAUCCUGGCCAAAUUGAGAAGGCUCUCUACAAUAUUCAUGCCCAGUCUACAGCAAAACUAGCCAGCAUGGGGCUUCCUGGAAAGCAACUUCAGUUGUUAAUUAUUGUCUUGCCUGAUUUCAGUGGGUCAUAUGGCAAGAUCAAACGAGUGUGCGAAACGGAGUUGGGCAUUGUCUCACAGUGCUGUCAACCCAGGCAAGCACAAAGGAGUAAUAAGCAGUAUCUUGAAAAUGUGGCUCUCAAGAUCAAUGUGAAGGUUGGAGGUCGGAACACAGUGUUGGUGGAUGCUGUUGAUCGAAGAAUUCCUUUUUUGACUGAUCGUCCUACCAUUGUCUUUGGUGCCGAUGUAACUCAUCCUACUCCAGGGGAGGACUCUAGUCCAUCCAUAGCUUCUGUGGUUGCUUCAGUGGACUGGCCUGAGGUAACAAAGUAUAGAGGACUGGUUUCUGCACAGGCCCAUAAGGAAGAAAUCAUCCAGGAUCUUUAUAAAACAUAUCAAGAUCCUCAAAGGGGCACUGUUCAUACUGGAAUGAUAAGGGAAUUGUUAAUAGCUUUCAGGAAAUCAACCGGGCACAAGCCUGAUAGGAUUAUAUUCUACAGAGAUGGAGUCAGUGAAGGUCAAUUCAGUCAAGUUUUGCUAUAUGAGAUGGAUGCCAUUCGAAAGGCUUGUGUUUCCUUGGAGGAAAACUAUCUGCCACGGGUUACCUUUGUGGUGGUGCAGAAAAGACACCACACACGGCUCUUCCCUGUUGAUCAUAAUAAUCGCAAUUCAACAGAUAAGAGUGGCAACAUUCUGCCAGGUACGGUUGUUGAUACCCAGAUUUGCCACCCUACUGAAUUCGAUUUCUACCUUUGCAGCCACGCUGGAAUCCAGGGAACAAGUCGUCCUACACACUACCAUGUCUUGUUUGAUGAGAAUAAAUUCAGUGCAGAUGCCUUGCAGACACUCACAAACAGCCUGUGUUAUACGUAUUUUUCCCACUUUCUCGACUUGCUGACUGAUUUUUCGUUGUGUAAUAGCUUUUUAUUCUGGGUUGUAGUUUUCUAAGUUCAUCUCUUCAAUUUUAUUCUUUCUCCAGGUAUGCAAGGUGUACCCGAUCUGUUUCCAUAGUACCACCAGCGUAUUAUGCACAUUUGGCUGCGUUUCGUGCUCGUUAUUAUAUUGAAGGCGAGACAUCUGAAAGUGAAUCUACCGGUGGGAGGAACACUAGGGAGAGGAAUGUGGAGGUCAGGGCCCUGCCGGCGAUUAAAGAAAAUGUCAAAGAUGUAAUGUUUUAUUGCUGAGCAGAGUCAGCCUCCGAUUCCUUUUGCAUAUUUUGGAUUAUUUACGCAUACUAAGCUUUUUUUGUCCCAGCAAUCGGGCUGUUGAUAUCAGCAGAAUGAACUCAGUUUUUUUAUAGUCGGAAACACUGCUUGUGGGUUUUUUAACCCCCCUUGCCUUAGAGUUGGUAUUUUUUGCUUUGAGAAUUUUAAUGUAUCAAUUGUCAAAGGAAUAUUUUGCGGACACAGAUUAGCAGACUUUGAGUGCUGUGUGUUCGAACUAUUGAAAUAUGUUGUAUGCUUGGCCAGCAUGGGCUUGUGG
Ilex paraguariensis (yerba mate) is the source of this 3525-nucleotide messenger RNA. The record is from the annotation of a GenBank genome assembly. NCBI's taxonomy places the organism in Eukaryota, Viridiplantae, Streptophyta, Magnoliopsida, Aquifoliales, Aquifoliaceae.